UCCAACAGGGCCACGCCAGCGCACGACGCAGCAGCCACCGGCCACGUUCGGGAGCUGCAGUGGCUGGUGGACUUUGGAGGCUGCAAAGUUGAGGUGAGUUUAUCCACUGGGAGCAUCUCUCCACUACAGAGAGCUCAGAUGUCGUGGAGAGAUGCCACAUGUACAGCUCUCCGUUUGUGUGCGUGAGCCUAAACUCAGGAGAUGGCUUCAGAUCUAACUGAUCCCAGAGUGAGGUGACAUCACCGCAGUUGUAAACAGGUACUGCACACUACGAUAUCCUUUCAGAUGUAUUACCAGCUGAUUACAUCAUGUGGCGUUGACUUAUCCAUUAGGAGUAUAAAGCAUGCGUAAUUAGGUGCAGAUGCUCCAGGGGAGCGCUCACUGAGCUCAGCUAUUAGCAGAGAGUCACGUCUCCUUGCAUGUGAAUCUCUGUUGUGCCUCAGAGUUACACAGCUCUAUUGUUAAAGAACAGGAUGUGGCGUAAUUGUUUCUUCACUGAUUAUUAAUGGAUCCAAAUGUCUUAAUUGGUUGCGCUAAUGAAAGUGAAAUAAAUGCCCCAAAUAAAACCCCUGAAAGUGAAGUACGUCUAUUACAGGAAGCCUUUACAGUGUGUUCGUGUUUCCAGGACCGGGAUGCCGCCGGCGCCGCUGCCCUCCACCUCGCCGCCCGGUUCGGCUGUGCGGAGGUCAUCCGGUGGCUGCUCUCUGUCGGAGGAGGGGCGGAGGUGGAGACGAACUGCGGGGCUUUGCCAGCUCACUACGCCGCGGCCAACGGAGACCUGGCCUGCUUACAGCUGCUGGUCCAACAGGCUCCAGGCUGUGUGGACCGACAGACGUUCACCGGCGCCACCCCGCUCUACCUGGCCUGCCAACAGGGGCACCUGCACGUUGCGGAGCACCUGGUGAACGACUGCGGCGCCGACGUCCACCUGAGGGCCCACGACGGCAUGACCUGCCUGCACGCGGCUGCUCACGUGGGCCACCACGCCGUGGUGGUGUGGCUGGUAACGUGCACCGAUGUCAGCCUGUCCUGCCAGGACAGGGAUGGAGCCACUGCUCUGCACUUUGCUGCCAGCAGAGGGCACUAUUGCAUCUUGGAGAGGCUGCUUCAGAAGGGUUCAAAGGUCAUCAAGGAUUACUGGGGAGGGACCCCACUUCACGACGCUGCAGAGAACGGAGAGCUGGAGUGCUGUAAAAUCCUGUUGGCCAAUCAAGCAAACCCUUCAGAUCAUGACAGUGACGGGUUCACAGCAGCGGACUUGGCGAAUUACAACGGACACCAUGAGUGUGCCAGAUAUCUCUGUGCCAUGGAGACAAAUACAGUCUGCCAAGAUAACCCCAUCGAGGUCACCGCUCCGGGAGAGGAGGAGGAGGAGGAGCUGAAGGUGAACUUUGUGUUGACUCCGUGCAGCAGGGAUGACUACUACGGUGGCCUGAGUGACGCAUGCAGAGACAGUUACAGCAGUGGCACAGCCAUGGACAGUUUAAAGCAACCUGAAAGCGAGGAGACCCCACAGGCGAGGUACCCUCAGCCCCUUCCUGCGACUCCCCGGCCGGAGAAAACCACUGUCAGCAGAAUAGGGCAGGUUCAAAUCGCAACAUCUGUUAUUAAGGGUUUCAGUCAAUCCAAAGCCGCUGGGAGGGAGAUAAUCACAGCUGCCGGCAAGUCGAUGUUGCCUGGUGCAGACCUCCUGGCUGGAAGAAAACUCCUCGGCGACAUGAAGCCCAUUAAAUCCUUGAAACAAUCAGCGAUGUCGGGAGUCUUCACCGGACAGGCAGUAAAGAACAAGAUGGUGGUCCUGCCCACUGAGGAGGCCAACCUGUCGGACAUCGACUACCUGGUGCCCACCCACGACGAGCGAGGCCGUCCCAUCGCUGAGUGGAAGCGGCAAGUGAUGGUGAGACAGCUGCAGGCCAGGCUGCUGGACGAGGAGGACCAGAGGAGGAAGGAAAAUGGGAGUAGAUAUGCCAAAGUCAGCUGGAGGUUCUCCCAAGCCCACAACGCCAUCCUGGGGCCCUCUGGUGAGCUGCUGACGGAGGACGACCUCAUCUAUGUGGAGCAGCAGAUUGCCAACGUCUCUAUGCAGAGGAACUGCGAGGGCUACGAGCUGGAGCUGGCCCGUCUCGCCGAGGAGCUCAGGCACAUCCUGCCAGCCCCCAUAGUGAACAUCACCGCCAACACGCAGUUCAGAAAGAGUCAAGUCCCCCUGCCCGUGUGGUGUGGCCGCAUCUCGGGCAUCGUGAAGAGCAUGUCUCUGCUCAUGACCAACCUGACGGACCAGCCCAACUGCAAGAUGCCCAACACCGACCUGAUCACCGUGUUCUCUCAGACGCCCGACCGGCAGCACUCCACCAGGGGACGCAGGGAGAGGAUAGAGGAUGAGAUCCAACAGUUCGGGGUGUCCGUGCGGACGCUGAAGUCCAAUUUUGAGACACAGGACUCACCUCCGUCCGAUGAGCCGGAGGAGGUGUUAAGAUCUCCCGUGCAGCUCGAUGCCACGGAGUCCGACAAAGAGCCGAAGGUGUUGACUCCGGCCCCAGAAACCGACCAGAACGAUGACUCCGGCAUCGACUACGAUGAAAACGUUGCGGACGUUCUUGAGACCACCAGCCUGAGGAAGGAGCGCAUAGUCGUCUUGUUCUUGGGCCACUGGAAGAAAUCUGCCUACACCGUGUCCCUGAAGAGCAAGGAUACAGCGGAGAGGAAGAUGAGCGUCGGAGGCCUGGAGAUGGGCGAUAAGUCCGGGCCGGGUCGCGGGAGCAGCGGGGAGAGCGCCCAGUCGAAGAUGAUGAACAGCUCUCUGGGACACUUCUUCAAGCAGAGGAGUGCUGUCAACAAGAUGCUGGGAAACUGGAGGAGCAUGAUCUCCAGCGUCCCGUCCAGACAGAUACGCAGGCUCCACAGGCAGAAGGCCCUCUACUCCCCGGAGCAGUUCCUGCCCCGUCUGGGCGGCGUGCUGGUGGAGUACGACAACCUGACCCUGGAUCUCUUCAUGCUGGGCUACUUCCACAUCCUGGAGUUGGAGCUUCCCGUGGACGAACGCAAAAUACGGCACCUGCUGUGUUUCGAGGUGUUCGACCACGUGGGGAGCUUCCCUUGGGAGCUGGUCAGGGAUUUCCACAGGGCCGUCAUCCAGGACAUCGAGGCCGGCAACCGCGAGUGGAAGGACGGCUUCGACGACAUCAAAGUGAAGUUCUUUGGCGACACUGUGAGUCCGACCGAGAGCCCCGUAGAGGUGGUGAAACACACCCUCCCAGAGGUUAGACAGGUCCCCAAGGUCAUUGUGCAGACGCCUACGCCGGACGAGGGCAUGCUCCACGGCGGAACGGACAUUUCCAGUUUCAGCAAUGAUGAAAUCUGCAAAUACAUCGACCGCAGCUUUGCUUUUUGGAAAGAGAAGGAAGCCGAGAUUUUUUAUUUUGAGUAGUUGGUGGUGUCAUCUUUUUAAUAUCUUUUUGUAUCGUUUGUAGUUGUAUUACAUUAGGGCUGGGUAUCAAAUCUAAAUACUGUUUGAAUUAUGAAUUUAUUUGUCAAGUACCGAAAACUAGCGCAGAACGCUGAGCCAGACUCUUAGCCAUGUUUACUUCAUUUGACCAGAUAUUGCCUGAUGUGAAUUCAAAUUUUGUUAAUUUUUUUUACGGUAUUUUGUUGUGUUAACUCAUUCCAUUUCUAUGUGUUUCAUAGGUUCGGACUUUGUUUUUGAAUUUAAAAAAAAAUAUUUGUAUGUUUAUAAACAGUAAUAUAAGAUAUUUAGUAGUUAUUUUGGUACUGCGAUUGAAGAUUACAUUUCAAUGCGUUUCAUAGGUUUGGACUUUGUUUUUGAAUAAAAGAAAUUAUUUGUAUCUUUAUAUACAGUAAUAUAAGAUAUUUAGUAGUUAUUUUGUUACUGCUAUUGAAUACUCGGAUCUGAAUAAAUUGACAAAUUAUUUCAAACCAUGCCCAGCCCUAUGACAAAAGCCAGAGUGCCGAUACUUGUGUGUGUGUGUGUGUGUGUGUGUGUGUGUGUGUUCCUGAGAGUAAACAUCUUUCCAAAACAAA
Molecule: messenger RNA, 4038 nt
Organism: Pseudoliparis swirei
Lineage: Eukaryota; Metazoa; Chordata; Actinopteri; Perciformes; Liparidae
Product: espin-like protein
Exons: 10
Coding region: 506-3427 (973 amino acids)
Biological process (GO): actin filament bundle assembly
Cellular component (GO): cytoplasm
Molecular function (GO): actin filament binding
Source: RefSeq, a predicted model, not a curated record